GGAAAUGGAGGCUAUGGGUGUCCAAGCCAAGACUCGUAGUGUCAGGAGGCUGGGAGCAAGCUGGAUGGAUCCUAUGACAUUCGGAUGAGGGCGCUAGCAGGUCCAUCCCUCUCCCUUCUCGUCUGCCCUUCGAUCCUUCUUUGCGCGAGCCUCCUAACGUGUCUCGAAUUCCUUAGUAAUCUUCCAGCAAGAACACAAUGGCCGACUCCGGACGCGGACGUGGUGGAUUUGGACGCGGGCGUGGUGACCGUGGACGGGGCCGUCGGGGCCCCCGUCGCGGUGGCCGCAAGGACGAGGAGAAGGAGUGGGUCCCCGUUACCAAGCUUGGUCGUCUCGUAAAGGACGGCAAAAUCCGCUCCAUGGAGGAGAUUUACCUCUUCUCGCUUCCCGUCAAGGAGUACCAGAUCAUCGAUUUCUUCCUCCCUAAGCUCAAGGAUGAGGUCAUGAAGAUCAUGCCCGUCCAGAAGCAGACCCGCGCCGGUCAACGCACCCGCUUCAAGGCGUUCGUCGCCAUCGGUGACUCGGACGGCCAUGUCGGUCUCGGUGUCAAGUGCGCGAAGGAAGUCGCGACUGCCAUCCGCGGCGCCAUCAUCCUCGCGAAGCUCUCCGUCGUUCCCGUUCGGAGGGGUUACUGGGGUGCCAACCUCGGUGAGCCCCACACCGUGCCUUCGAAGGUGUCUGGCAAGGUCGGAUCCGUCAUGUGCCGUCUCAUCCCUGCUCCCCGUGGUACCGGUCUCGUCGCUGCUCCCGCGUCGAAGCGUAUGCUCCAGCUUGCGGGCAUCGAGGACUGCUACACACAGUCGAAGGGUUCGACUGCGACGAUGGGUAAUUUCUUGAAGGCGACCUUCGCUGCCAUCACGAAAACGUACGCGUUCCUCACGCCCGACCUUUGGCGCGAGAUCUCUCUCUCCCAGUACCCAUACGACGAGCACAGCGCGCACCUACAGCUUGCACAGGGCAAGAAGGCGUAUUAGACGCUUUCUUUCUCCGACGGAGGUCUGGGCGGUUAGACUGUUGAUUCGAUCAUUGUAUUCCUGCUGUGUUUCUAGCAUUUGCUCCGCCAACAAAACGCUCUAGUAUGUCAUUAUUAGCAUGAUGCACUAUGGCAAUGACCCUUCGCAAAAUUCUAUGCACGAAACUCCUUCGGCACU
Dichomitus squalens LYAD-421 SS1 is the source of this 1151-nucleotide messenger RNA. Its product is annotated as 40S ribosomal protein S2. Gene Ontology annotation, biological process: translation. Gene Ontology annotation, molecular function: structural constituent of ribosome; RNA binding. The transcript has 3 exons. The record is from RefSeq and is a predicted model, not a curated record. Gene Ontology annotation, cellular component: cytosolic small ribosomal subunit; ribosome. NCBI's taxonomy places the organism in Eukaryota, Fungi, Basidiomycota, Agaricomycetes, Polyporales, Polyporaceae. The coding region runs from base 198 to 974 and encodes 258 amino acids.